Molecule: messenger RNA, 696 nt
Organism: Opisthorchis viverrini
Lineage: Eukaryota; Metazoa; Platyhelminthes; Trematoda; Opisthorchiida; Opisthorchiidae
Exons: 3
Coding region: 1-696 (231 amino acids)
Biological process (GO): adenylate cyclase-activating adrenergic receptor signaling pathway
Cellular component (GO): membrane
Molecular function (GO): G protein-coupled receptor activity; dopamine neurotransmitter receptor activity, coupled via Gi/Go
Source: RefSeq, a predicted model, not a curated record
AUGACCUUCACAAAAUUUGAAUUCUGUCGCACCGGUACAUCUCCAACGGUGGAACGACUGGACGAAGCGCAGAUAACCGGUGCGUUUCCCGCGCUGUUCACACAAGGGUUCUCCUAUCCCAUCACAGCCGAGGAAGCUCACCGGCUUCAGGCCAACAUGAAUCAAACGUUUCACACGGUCAUAUGGACCACAGAAUUCGUGCCUACAUCCCCAUCUCCCAAUACGACAGUCAGCGUGCCACAUUCUUACCAGUACUGGGCACUGAUUCUCUUCAUCUUCCCGCUGGUGACCGUCUUUGGGAAUAUGCUGGUCGUACUGAGUGUCAUUCGCGAGGCUAACUUGCACACGGCCACGAAUUAUUUUAUUGUCAGUUUGGCUGGAGCGGAUAUCAGUCUGGCAGUGCUGGUGAUGCCGAUGAGUGCAUGGGUUGAGUCAACCAGAGGCAAGUUCCUGUUGAUGCUGAUGUACGGUCGACAUCCGUGCCUUCCGGUUGAUCAGGAAAUCGGGUCGGGACCAGCAACGCGCUUGUCUCCGGAGGAGAUAGAGGAGGAAAGAAGGAGAGCUCGAGAAAACUUAACCGCCGUUCAGGAAAGGACUGGGCAGAAAACGGCAAGUAGAAAGGCACGACCACUUCCCAUAGGCACGAAGGUCAAGUGGAAGGAUCGUCAGAAUCCUGGAAGGAGUGGACUGGGGUAG